GGCGAGUGACAGCGGCCGGCUGCAGAAAGCCCAGGAGCAGCUGCGCGCCUAUCCAACGCGCGCUCAGGAGCCAGGCGUCCCAGCCCGGGUUCCGGUGAAGUUCCACUGGUCCCCGGACCCGCCCCCGUCGCCCCAGCCCUAAGGACCCUCGGGGCUCUUCGACGGCUGCGGGAAGGCGCCCAGCCCGCCUCGGAUGGGCAUCGUGGAGCCGGGCUGCGGAGACAUGCUGACCGGCACCGAGCCGAUGCCGAGUGAUGAGGGCCGGGGACCCGGAGCCGACCAGCAGCAUCGCUUCUUCUAUCCCGAGCCGGGCGCACAGGACCUGACCGAUCGCCGCGCAGGUAGCAGCCUGGGGACGCCCUACUCUGGGGGCGCCCUGGUGCCUGCCGCUCCGAGUCGCUUCCUCGGAGCCUACGCCUACCCGCCCCGGGCCCAGGCGGCUGGCUUUCCGGGGCCUGGCGAGUCCUUCCCGCCGCCCGCGGGUGCGGAGGGCUACCCGCCCGUGGAUGGCUACCCUGCCCCGGACCCGCGCGCCGGGCUCUACCCAGGGCCGCACGAGGACUACGCAUUGCCCGCGGGGUUGGAGGUGUCGGGGAAGCUGAGAGUCGCGCUCAGCAACCACCUGUUGUGGUCCAAGUUCAACCAGCACCAGACAGAGAUGAUCAUCACUAAGCAAGGCCGGCGAAUGUUCCCAUUCCUGUCCUUCACUGUGGCUGGGCUGGAGCCCACAAGCCAUUACAGGAUGUUUGUGGAUGUGGUCUUGGUGGACCAGCAUCACUGGCGGUACCAGAGUGGCAAGUGGGUUCAGUGUGGAAAGGCGGAAGGCAGCAUGCCAGGGAACCGCUUAUAUGUCCACCCAGACUCCCCCAACACUGGAGCCCACUGGAUGCGCCAGGAAGUUUCAUUUGGGAAGUUAAAGCUCACCAACAACAAGGGGGCUUCCAACAAUGUGACCCAGAUGAUCGUCCUGCAGUCCCUCCAUAAGUACCAGCCCCGGCUACACAUCGUGGAGGUGAAUGACGGCGAGCCAGAGGCCACCUGCAGCGCCUCUAACACGCACAUCUUUACUUUCCAAGAAACUCAGUUCAUCGCAGUGACUGCCUACCAGAACGCAGAGAUCACUCAGCUGAAAAUCGACAACAACCCCUUUGCCAAAGGAUUCCGAGAGAACUUAGAGUCCAUGUAUGCAUCAGUUGAUACAAGUGUUCCCUCACCACCUGGACCCAACUGUCAACUGCUUGGGGGAGACCCCUACUCACCUCUUCUAUCCAACCAGUAUCCUGUUCCCAGCCGUUUCUACCCCGACCUUCCAGGCCAACCCAAAGAUAUGGUCUCACAGCCUUACUGGCUGGGGACACCUCGGGAACACAGUUAUGAAGCGGAGCUCCGAGCAGUGAGCAUGAAGCCCACAUUCCUACCCUCUGCCCCUGGGCCCACCAUGCCCUACUACCGGGGCCAAGAUGUCCUGGCACCUGGAGCUGGUUGGUCUGUGGCCCCUCAGUACCCACCUAAGAUGAGCCCAGCUGGCUGGUUCCGUCCCAUGCGAACUCUGCCCAUGGACCCCGGUCUGGGAUCCUCAGAGGAACAGGGCUCCCCCUCGCUGUGGACUGAGGUCACCUUCCUCCAGCCGGAGUCCAGCGACUCAGGACUAGGCGAAGGAGACACUAAGAGGAGGAGAGUAUCCCCCUAUCCUUCCAGGGGUGACAGCUCCUCUCCCGCUGGGGCCCCUUCGCCUUUUGAUAAGGAAACCGAAGGCCAGUUUUAUAACUAUUUUCCCAACUGAGAAAAUGCCGCUGAAUUGGAAGGCGCCGACUAACUUAGAAAACAGACACGGGGCGGAGCGCCCGAGCUCUCACCACCCCUUCCCUGUAUAGUGAUUGGUUGGAGAGGAAGAGGGGCAAGGAGGAUUCUGGGGUUCACUUGUUGUUUCCUGGCCCACAAGGAAAUAUGACAGGAGUGUCCCCUGCCCCUUCCUCUGCCCGAACUAUAGUCGCGAACCUGGUGCUGCUUCUGACCGAUGGUUCUGUGGAGAAUGGAGAAUGGACUCCAGAAAGUUUGGGACCCAGAGGAACUUCAUGGCUUCCCACGAGGUGGAGCAGUCAGGGGGGGAGUCCAGAACUGGAGAGCAACUCUCUUCCCCUGCCCAGUAACUUUCAUCUGCUGGCCUAACACCUGUGUUAAUCUCUGGCCUGAAAGGAAAGAUACAUGCAUUUUUACAACAGCCAGCCAAACAGAAGGGGAGAAAACUCAGGUGACUACGGGUGGGCGAGGCCACCUGUGAGGAGACAAGAGAGUGGGUACAGAGGAAGGGUUCCAGGGGUGGGCAUCUCACCAGGCGAGGUCACUUUGAAUCAGUGUGUACACACACGCUUGUUUCUUUUCUUUUCUUUUUUUUUUUUUUUAUUUCUUCGGGAGGGGGAGGCUAUUUAUUGUAGAGAGAGUGGUGUCUGGAUGUAUUUCUUCUGUUUUGCAUCACUUUCUGAGAAUAAACAUGGAACUGGUAAA
This is a messenger RNA of Arvicanthis niloticus (Nile rat), 2505 nucleotides long. RefSeq names its product T-box transcription factor 21 (gene Tbx21). Gene Ontology annotation, cellular component: nucleus; chromatin. Lineage: Eukaryota; Metazoa; Chordata; Mammalia; Rodentia; Muridae. The record is from RefSeq and is a predicted model, not a curated record. Gene Ontology annotation, biological process: cell fate specification; regulation of transcription by RNA polymerase II; lymphocyte migration. Gene Ontology annotation, molecular function: DNA-binding transcription factor activity, RNA polymerase II-specific; RNA polymerase II cis-regulatory region sequence-specific DNA binding.